GUGGCUUGUCCAUAAUUAUGACUUUGUGGCUGUGUUAACUAGUGACGACCCCGACGGUUUGAAAGAAGAUAUUGACGUUCGCAUUGACCCAUCUAAAGCUACUGCGCGCGCAAUCACAACCAAUCACCUCCGGCGGCUUAUGUUGAUCGGCAUGAUCUGUUUGAUUGGUGUGUCGAUCAUCCGAUUAAAAUUAGGGAAGACAGGACUGGCCUAUCAAGAACUCCACAGGGCGGGAUUUGAUAGAGGGGGCUGUGUGCGAAGUAUCAUGGAGGAUCAGUAAGAGAACUGUGGCCAUCCAAGAAAGCUGAGCUGUGGGUCCAAGCACUGGAGUUUCAGAAAAUUUGAUUGGCAUUUUUUUUACGUUAACGUAGUGUUUUAUAUUUUAUUAAUAAUGGAGAUGAAGAAGAGGAUCAGUUUAGAAUUGAGGAAUAGGACACCAGCGGAGGUGGAAGAACUGGUGGUGGAUAAUUGCCGCACCAGUGAUGGUGAAGUAGAGGGCCUGACAGAUGAUUUCAAGGAGCUGGAAUUCCUCAGCAUGGUCAACGUUGGACUCACCUCCCUGGCCAAAAUACCCUCACUACCCAAACUGCGCAAGUUGGAGCUGAGUGACAACAACAUCUCAGGUCAUUUGGAGACACUUUCAGAGAAGUGCCCCAACCUGACGUAUCUAAACCUGAGUGGCAACAAGAUCAAGGGGCUGAACAACGUUGAGGCCCUGCAAAAUCUGAAGAACCUGAAGAGCCUGGACCUGUUUAACUGUGAGAUUACCACACUGGAGGAGUACCGUGAGAGCAUCUUUGAGCUGCUGCCUCAGGUCACCUACCUGGACGGCUUCGACCAGGAGGACAACGAGGCCCCUGACUCAGAGGCAGACGACGAUGGUGAGCAUGGCUACCACAUGGUGGGGUUGGUGAUAUUUCAGCCUAACUUUCUUGAACAAAAUACUUCUUCAUUCAUAGAUGAUGAUGAGGGGGAGGACGGAGCCGGGCCCACAGGGGACUAUGAUGAUGAAGAUGAGGAUGAGGAGGGCUCGGAAGGAGGAGAGGUUGGGCUCUCCUACCUGAUGAAGGAAAAGAUCCAGGACGAAGAAGAUGAUGACGACUACGCAGAGGAGGAGGAAGAAGAGGAGAAGGCAGGAGUCAAAGGGGAGAAGAGGAAGAGGGAUGCUGAGGAUGAAGGGGAGGAGGAUGAUGAUGACGACGACUAGGCUUGUCUUUCCCCUGCGAACCUCUGGAUCCAGAUCCAAGUAGAACAAUAACCACAAAAAAAGUGUGAUCUUGCAGAUUGUUUCUCUUUGUAUACCAUAGAUAUCACUGUAGAGGCUGUUUCUUUUAUAUAUAAAUAUAUAUAUGAGAUACUAUACGAAAAGGAGAUUUUAUCGACAAAUAAUUUGUUCAUCAUUCUAAGUUAAAUUACCACUCCAAAAAUCUUGUCAAUAUGCAGGCAGGUUAAAAUAAAUGGAUGUAGGGGAGUGGGUGGGGCUGGAUUUAUGUUAUGGGCUAAUUUAAGAAGGGCUGUCGCUGCAAUGACCAGCCAUCCGCACAACAGAAGUGGCCCGCGCUGUCCCUCGUUGACAUCAGUGUUCAACAAACCUCCAGUGACGUUCCAAGACCCAUGACAGGCCCGGCAACCCAGAGUCCAGUCCAGCCCAAAGAGAUAGAGGACUCAUCUUUGUAUCUGUGCCAUUAUAGCAUCUGUGACUGCAUGGGCAGCGCCAUUAAGGCAAUCUCCAUUUUGAAGCAGUCAUUUUUCUUCACGAUUGGCUGAUCCCUCCUGAUGACUCGCAACAGGGUCACCAGGAGGGAUCAGCCAAUGAAGUUAAAAGUCCUACCCAGUUGACUACAUUAAAAUGGUGGAGCCCUCAAUGGCGCUGCCAAUGCUAACACGGCCUUUUGGCCACUAGAGGCCUCUAUCAUUCUCUAUGGCCCAGCCAAGUCUCAUCUACCUCUCUGGGCCACGGUGAGAAGAGAAUGCACCCUACAGGACAAAACUCUACACAGAACCACCCUCACUACUCAGGCGGCCAGGGAUACCAGGCUAGAAUAAAAGGCACCAUGAAGUUUAGGAACCUCUACCGUCAUCACUGUCUGCCACAAGCAGUCUCCUCUUUCUCCCCCCCCCCAACUCAUUUGUACCAGAUAGUUUCCAGCCAUCAAUGAAAGUCCUGUCUCCCGUAAGCAUAGCAAAGACUGUGUUAGAUCCCUCACACAGUACAUGACUUGUUUUAGGAAUAUUUGAAAUAGUGGGAGGUUGGGAGAUCCAGAAAAGUAGUUAGCAGUUUCUAGCAGUUUCAAUACCAGCGUUAGCCCUGCAAACCGACCACAACAUUUGUUAGGGCCAUAGAGCUGUGGCUUUCCAGGACUGGGGCUGGUAAUCUGUAUUCUAAAUCAAACCUAGCGGUUUGGCCUUAACCUUAUCUGUCCUUAACGGAUGCAAACCAAUAUAUUUCCUUCUGGUUCAACAGGCCAUAUCUGUUAACAGCUUUAAAUUCUGUAACCUGACUAUUAAUGUUGUUGUUGCGGUGAUAGAGUGGCACGGCCAUAAUGUUUAUAUUGAAAAAGUUAAGGUCAAACCGCUUCGGUGUAGGAAUGAACCGCAUCCCGAAGUAAAUUUUUACCUUUGUCUUGCUGUUGAUGCAAGUUAGUUUAUAAUUGUACUGGUAUUUUACAUAGCAGGAACUUUAAUCUAUUAUUUGUAAGGCAAUAUGUAAAUAGUUUCAGUUCCAACAGUUUGAUGUUUCAUGUGGUUUUUUUGUGGGGGUUUUUAUGACAUUUUUCGUCAUUUUGUUUUAAUAUAAAGCACAGGUCAAGGGGCCAAACUCUGACCUAACACACUCAAUAUAGAUUAUUUUCCAUCCUUGGCUGUUGUGACACGUGUUUUGUGUGGUGUAAACAUCUUAAAAGAAGGAUUUUGAAUAAAACAAUAUAUAAACAGAAAAGAGAAUGCUUUAAUUAAAAUAAAUGGAUCGUUUUUUGUCUUCAGAAAAUGAUUACCUAAUUACACAAAUGUUAUUCACUGCUAGGCAGUAUGAGGGACAUUAUAUCACACGUAGCAACAAUUUAUGUACAAAUGAUGUACAAUUUACCAACAAGUGGCCAAAAGAGGGAGAAUUUCACUAUAUUACAUUGGCUAGACCAAACGUCUUUGGCCGUCACCAAUUCAUGCAUGAGAAAUGUUUCACAAAACCAUCCAAACUGUUUCUCUGUUUAUAAAAAGGUAUUCAGUGAGAUGUGAGGAGUGGGAGUGUAAUGUGACCCGUAAGGCCUAUGAGUUACAGUUCCUCACGAACAGUCUGCUGGCUCAGCGUCUAAUACCACACACAGGUGCCAUCUGCUGGGCGUCACAGGCAUGAAUAAUUCAUGAGGGAGGUCUUGGUAGUUAGAGGACAUCGGACAUGAAGGGGGUGGGGUUAUGUCAGAGAUGCAGGGGUGGUGCCACUGGAACAUUCCAUGAACAAUUUAUUAUACUGGUCUUAGGUUGCUUAGUGCCAUGCAGCUAUUCCCUCCGCAAGGCAAUCAAACAAGCAAAGCGUCAGUAUAGAGACAAAGUAGAGUUGCAAGUCAACGGCUCAGACACGAGAUGUAUGUGGCAGGGUCUACGGUCAAUCACGGAUUACAAAAAGAAAACCAGCCCCGUCGCGGAAUUCGACGUCUUGCUCCCAGACAAAUUAAACAACUUAUUUGCGCGCUUUGAGGACAAUACAGUGCCACUGACAAGGCCCACUACCAAAGCUUGUGGGCUCUCCUUCUCCGUGGCCAACGAGAGGUAAACAUUUAAACGUGUUAACCCUUGCAAGGCUGCCGGCCCAGACGGCAUCCCUAGCCACAUCCCUAUCCCAGUCUGUUGUUCCCACACGCUUCAAGAUGGCCACCAUUGUUCCUGUUCCCAAGAAAGCUAAGGUAACUGAACUAAAUGACUAUCGCCCCAUUGCACUCACUUCUGUCAUCAUGAAGUGUCACGACUUCCGCCGAAGCCGGUCCCUAUCCUUGUUCGGGCGGCGUUCGGCGGUCGACGUCACCAGCUUUCUAGCCAUCGCCUAUCCACUUUUCAUUUUCCAUUUGUUUUGUCUUUGUUUUACACACCUGGUUUCAAUCCCCCAAUUACUUGUUCAUUAUUUAACCCUCUGUUCCCCCAUGGUUAUUUUUGAGUGAUUGUUUGUCUUGUAUACGGUCCGUUAUUGUGGGAUCGGGAAUAUUGUGUUGUAUUUGUGAAUACUUGAGUAAAUACGUUGAUUACUCAUA
Molecule: messenger RNA, 4241 nt
Organism: Salvelinus fontinalis (brook trout)
Lineage: Eukaryota; Metazoa; Chordata; Actinopteri; Salmoniformes; Salmonidae
Product: acidic leucine-rich nuclear phosphoprotein 32 family member E
Exons: 6
Coding region: 392-1207 (271 amino acids)
Biological process (GO): regulation of apoptotic process
Cellular component (GO): nucleus
Molecular function (GO): phosphatase inhibitor activity; histone binding
Source: RefSeq, a predicted model, not a curated record